Oenanthe melanoleuca is the source of this 2551-nucleotide messenger RNA. It is a transcript of the gene PRORP, whose product is annotated as protein only RNase P catalytic subunit. Gene Ontology annotation, molecular function: protein binding; ribonuclease P activity. Gene Ontology annotation, cellular component: mitochondrial ribonuclease P complex; mitochondrion. The transcript is spliced from 8 exons. NCBI's taxonomy places the organism in Eukaryota, Metazoa, Chordata, Aves, Passeriformes, Muscicapidae. Gene Ontology annotation, biological process: mitochondrial tRNA 5'-end processing; tRNA 5'-leader removal. The record is from RefSeq and is a predicted model, not a curated record. Bases 508 to 2271 code for a protein of 587 amino acids.
GCGAUUGGCUCCACUCGCGGGCGCGGGCCCGCCACGCGCUUCCGGGCCAAUGGGAAGCCGGCCUGCUCUGGCGCAGGGCACGCGCUUCCCGUGCAUGGCCGCCGCGCGCCGCCUCAGGAAAUCUGACUUGGACAAAGGCAGGAAGAAAAAUCCUGUGCUUUUUGUGUAGCUGCAUCAGCGUUGCCUUUCUGCGAACAACAUAGACAGUACACAUCAUUGCUGUAACCAACAAACAGGAAUCAAUAUGCAAAACAUCUUUAGAAAGAAAGAUACCCUCACUUUGGAUUAUUGUCCUCACAGUCUAAGAGUUUGAUUUUUGGGAAAAAAGAUUUUAUUUUUUGUGUCCAUAGGAAGCAAAAAGGACUCAACAAUCAUUUGAAAACAGAAGCUUAUACAGCUUGACAGCCCUUGGGCUUUUAUUAAUGAACAUCCCCAUGCAAACUGUAUUUUUCAUUUGAUAACUUCAGCAGAUACAGUGAGUUAAUAGUGAGAUAAUUUUGUCUUGUGAUGGCACUCUUUUCUCAAACUAGCCAGCAGGGUUUUCAGGCUUUGCUAUGGAAAUGUCACAUGUUCUGGCCUGUUUUAAGAUGCCGACAACUGUUUGCUGCCUCUUUCAGCAUCCCUACUAGGGAAAAAAUUAACUAUUUCAGUUUUAUGACAUCUUCCAGCACUGCAGUACCAGUGGACCCCAAAGAAACUGAUGUCUUGCCUACCAAGAAAAGGUCUGAAGUUGAUUGCAGAGAAGGAAAAGAAUGGGAUGAGGAGACUAAAGAAAUACCUGAAGGGAAUUUCCACUUUUCUUCCUCUGUUGGAGCUGCAAAGUCGUGGUCAAUGAGUCGUGUUCAGUCAAGGCAUAGAUUUAGUAAUGUACAACCUCCAGAAAAACCUUUGCAGGCUGAGGAAUGGAACAAACUAAGGGAAGAUUUCCAAUUACCUGGAAUAUUUGAAGAGGUGAUGUUGAACAGCAUGAUCAGGUGCAACAGCCCCAUUGAUGUGGCCAAGUCCUUGCUGACCCACCUGGCAAAGCGUAAUGGUGACAUUGCAUACAAUGUGUUGGUCAAAUACCUGACACUGUGUGUCCAUCAGGGACAGGUUUCAGAAAUCCGUGAUAUGUAUGACAUAAUGAAGGGCAGGUUUAAGAUUUUAGAAAGUGGGGCUUACAACCUUCUAAUCAAGGGCUUGAGCAAUUCAGAUCAAUGGAGAAUGGCCUUGACUCUUCUGGAAGAAGUAAAAAAGAUUAUGAUUCCCUCACGGACAUGCUAUGAAUCUUGUAUCAAAGCAGCCAGUUGUCACCAAGAAAUGAAACUUGCCUUUGAACUGUACAAUGAAAUGUUGGAUAAAGGUGUGGUCCCAACCUUGGAUGUCCUGCAGUCAUUUUUUUACUUCAGCAGGGGUAUGAAAGGUGCUGAGCUACAAAAAGAGCUCUUUGGUAUCCUCUUGUAUUUGAGAGAGAACCAAAUAUACCCUCACAAAACAUUUAUGCGGAGUAUAAAGCUAUGGUUUGAAAGUAUACCAGGCGGGAACUGGAAAGGACGCCUGACCAAAAUUAAAGACAGUGGACAAUGCCCAGUUUGCAACCAUCAGCUGGAGGACAGUAACCUCACUGAAGAGGAGUACAGUAAUCUCAGCGAGAGAAUAAUAAGGGAUGUGAUACAUGGAACUGACACUUUUAGAAAGACAAGUCCAAAGGAAUUUGAGGCCUUUCAAGCAUUUGUGGAAAGUCGACUUCCGUUUGAUAUUGUUAUUGAUGGACUCAAUGUUUCCCACAUAAAAUCCAGAAAGAUGCAGUGUGAAAAUCUGUUUGAUGCUAUCAACUGCCUGGCAAAAGAGAAUGCUCGGUUGCUUGUGCUGGGUCGCAAACAUAUGCUGACAAACUCUUCAAACUGGAAAAGAGAAAUUAUGAAGGAGAUGCAGAAUAAGGCAGACUUCUUUUUUGCUGAAAAUAUCUCUGAAGAUGAUGCCUUCUUGUUAUAUGCCACUCUGCGAUCAGGCAAGCAUUGCAAGUUUGUUACUAGAGACUUCCUCCGGGAUCACAAGGCUUGUCUCUCUGACAGUCUGACACGUCAACUGUUCCGCAAGUGGCAGCGUGGGCACCAGAUAGUGUUCUUCCCUUCUGCAGAAGGAAGGAGUAUCAAUUUUUUGCCUGCUUUCCGUUAUGACUGUGUGGUACAGACUACAGGUGAUACAUGGCAUAUUCCCUAUAAAGAUGUUUUUGAGGAAAAAUAUUCAUAUCAAGUACCAAGAAACUGGCUCUGCAUUCAGCAGAAGUGAUGAAGAAUGUAAUUGGACAAGCUGAAGCUGCUUUUUUUUUUCUCUUUUUUGUAAUCACUGUUGCUGGCUAGGAGAACUCAGCAGAACAAUAAUGGGAUUAAUUAAACGUGUGAGGUGUGUAACUAAAGAAAAUUGAGUGACUCUUUUCGACAAAAUCAUUCCUGCAUAUAUCUCUUAAUAUCAGUAGUGGUCCACUGGGGAUGAAUUAGGUCAAUUAUUUCCAUUUUUACAGGCAAUUUUUAUGAUUUGAAUUAAAACUGGAUUUUUCCUGUUGGAAUUA